GUUUAAUAAAUGGUUGAAAAUUUUGGUUAGUUCAUUUUCGGAAAAUGAUUGUAAUCGUGCUUUUGGUUGUGCCAAUUUUGUCAGGUAUAUUCACAGGAAAUGCUCAGAAAGCACCUCCAAUUCGAAGAAUUGUAGGUGGCUUUGAAGCCAAUAUAGAAGACUAUCCAUAUAUUGUAUCCGUCCAAAUUUAUGGGAAACAUAUUUGCGGUGGCACAAUCAUCAAGCCUGAUUACAUACUGACAGCAGCCCACUGUACAUUUACUGGAGUACAAAUGAGAGUCAAAGCAGGCACUGAUAACUUGCGAGUAGGAGGGGUAGAAAGGAAGGUUAAAUCUAUAAAAAGACAUCCUCACUAUGUUGAUAAUCGUUUCAACAACGAUAUAGCUGUGAUGAAAUUAGAAACCCCAUUGGAAUACAUACCAGGAAAAAUCCAAAGUAUCAAGCUACCCAAACCUUCUGAUACCGUUCCUCUGGCAUGGGGAACAACUAUGGGAUGGGGUGAAACAUAUAACAAGAAUGAGAAAAGGAAUAAAUUGAGGGCACUUCACCUCGAAAUUUACAGUAACGAAAUUUGUGAAUCAGUAGGAUAUAGGAUAACAGAGGUUAUGUUUUGCGCAGGUCAUAUCAAGGAAAUGAAGGAUUCUUGCAACGGAGAUUCUGGUGGACCAUUUGUAAUAAACAAUGUACAGUAUGGAAUAGUAUCGCAUGGACCUUCAGAUUGCGCAAGUGGCUUACCAGGAGUAUACACAAAAGUACCAGCUUUAGUAGAUUGGAUUAAGAAAGUAGCUCAUUUUACCGAAUAUAAUGUUUCUGAGUUUUCAGUUACUAAUUUUAAUCAAUUCUCAUUCAAAAUGAUCAAAUUCUUGUUUUUGGUUCUGCCGCUUUUAUCAGGAAAUGCUAAGAAAAUAUCUCCAAACAAAAGAAUUGUAGGUGGUUAUGAAGCCCACAUUAAAAAUUUUCCCUACAUGGUUUCCAUCCAAAUUUUGAAAAAACAUAUGUGCGGAGGAGUAAUCAUCAAACCUGAUUACAUAGCCACGGCAGCCCACUGUUUAAUGUCUAAUAAGAAACAUUAUAGAGUCAAAGCUGAUACCGAUGAUUUAAGAAAAAAAGGAGUUGAGAGGAAGGUGACAGAUGUAAAAAUUCAUCCCGAUUUUGAUUUCCAACAACAAAUCUAUGAUGUGGCUGUGAUAAAAUUGAACGCACCAUUGGAUUACAUUCCAGGAAAAAUUCAAAGUAUCAAACUGCCCAAGCCUUCUGAUUCCGUUCCAUUGGGUGAAGCCACAGUUAUAGGAUGGGGUGAAACAAAUAACAAUGAUGAAAAACUCUAUAAGUUGAGAGCACUCGAUCUUGAAAUUUAUAGUGACGAAAUUUGUGAGUCGGCUGGAUUUAACAUGACUGAGGUUUCAUUUUGCGCUGGUCAUAUUGAUGAACCGAAAAAUUCCUGUAAAGGAGAUUCUGGAGGUCCACUCAUUAUUGGCGAUAUUUUAUAUGGAAUAGUAUCAUAUGGGGACACUGACUGCACAAUUGGCAUACCUGCAGUAUACACAAAGAUACCAGCAGUAGUAGAUUGGAUAAAGGAGGAAGCUAAUUUCCCUGACUAGUAAAAAUAUUAAAUUGUUUUUCCGA
Molecule: messenger RNA, 1626 nt
Organism: Harmonia axyridis
Lineage: Eukaryota; Metazoa; Arthropoda; Insecta; Coleoptera; Coccinellidae
Product: coagulation factor X-like
Exons: 8
Coding region: 45-1601 (518 amino acids)
Biological process (GO): proteolysis
Molecular function (GO): serine-type endopeptidase activity
Source: RefSeq, a predicted model, not a curated record